AUGCGGGAGCAGCUGCUGUUGUUUUGCAACUGGAGCACGCUGGGCGUGUGCGCCGCGCUCAAGCUGCCGCAGAUCUCCGCGGUGCUGGCGGCGCGCAGCGCGCGGGGCAUCAGCCUCCCAAGUUUACUUCUGGAGCUGGCGGGUUUCCUGGUGUUUCUCCGGUACCAGUGUUACUAUGAGUACCCACUGCUCACCUACCUGGAGUACCCCGUUCUCAUCGCACAAGAUGCCCUCCUCCUGCUGUGCGUCUUCCAUUUCAAUGGGAACGUGAAAGGGGCAGCACCCUACCUCGCUGUAUUCGUGGCCUCGUGGUUCGUCCUUCCCCUACAGAAGUGGAUCAUAGAUCUGGCCAUGAAUCUAAGUACUUUCAUCAGCACAGCCAGCAAGUUUGCUCAGCUCCAGUACCUGUGGAAGACCAGGGACUCGGGAGCCGUGAGCGCCCUGACCUGGAGCCUCGCUUCGUACACCUGUGCGACAAGAAUAAUAACAACUUUAAUGACCACGAGUGACCUUACAAUUCUUGUGCGAUUUGUGAUCAUGCUUGCUUUGAACCUGUGGGUAACAGCCACAGUCCGUCACUACAGGAUGACAGUUGUAAAGGCUGAAUGAUGGUGCAUUGCUCCAACACACAAAGCAGUUUCCUAAUAACUGAACCAAAGGGGAAAAUAAGCUCACUGCUAAAUCAAGGUCUUCUAUAAAUUUAGUCAACUGUUUGUUUCAGAAACUUUGAAGCCGGAGCUAUUUUAGACAUGAGCCACUUAGACACUUGUUUAGAAAUGUUAAUUCCCUCCCUCUCCUUGGCCUCAGGAGGUGGGGGCAGGGCUCAGACACCUGCAGGUUGAGCAUCAUGAUGAAGUUCUCU
Odobenus rosmarus divergens (Pacific walrus) is the source of this 862-nucleotide messenger RNA. RefSeq names its product PQ loop repeat containing 3 (gene SLC66A3). The record is from RefSeq and is a predicted model, not a curated record. Bases 1 to 609 code for a protein of 202 amino acids. NCBI's taxonomy places the organism in Eukaryota, Metazoa, Chordata, Mammalia, Carnivora, Odobenidae. The transcript has 7 exons.